UGCCAUCUCAACCACCUCGCCGGACGGACUGACUCGAUUGACGGCAGCCAUGGGAAAGAACAGGAAGUCCAAGCGUCAGCUAAUUCGUGACGAGAAGCGCGCGAAGAAAUUCGGAAAGAAACGCGAGCGGGAAGUCACUGAAGACGAAGUGCCCUCGGCAAAGCGCCAGCGUCGCGGCGAAGACAGCGAACAACCGAAUGGCUUCGACAGCUUUGACGCAAACGCCGACUUCAUCCCCUUCGACGAUGACGAACCAGUACGAAACGUGCUCAGCAGUCGCGGUCGCGGCGGGGAUUUCGAACGCGAGUUCUUCGGCAUGCUGGGCGAGCAGGAACAAGAGUACUUCCGCCACGCCGACGAGCUGCUCGAGCUGAAUGACUUCCCCUCGCCCGAGGACCGCCACCUCUUUCUGCAAAGCGUCUACCGCGAGGCCCGUGGCAAGGAGCUCAAGCUCGCCAGCAGCCAAUCAUGCUCGCGCCUGAUGGAACGCUUGAUCCUACUGUCGAGCGCCAAGCAGAAGAAGAGACUCUUCGGUGCGUUCGCGGGGCAUUUCAUGACGCUCGUUACGCACCGAUUUGCGAGUCACUGCUGCGAAAAGCUGUUCUUGAUGAGCGCACCGGUCGUGACGGAGGAGCUGAGUGGGGAGGGGGAGAACAACCAGGACGUGGAGAUGGGCGAGGCUGACGAGCAGGAACCGGAUGAAGUUGUUGAGGCCAUGAAGACGCCCAUGGAAGAUCUUUUUCUGUUGACCCUGGAUGAACUAGAGGGACACCUCUCGUUUCUGCUGUCCGACCGGUACGGCUCGCAUGUCCUGAGAGUUCUGUUGGUCGUGCUAUCUGGCAGGCCACUUGACCAGGCAGGGACCAAGUCGCUGCUGCAGAGCAAGAAUAAGGAAUAUGUUACGGUGGAAGGCGCUUCGGCCGCAACGAGCGGCCUCAAGUCGUUGGCGAGGGCGGUGCCCUCGUCCUUUUCGACGGCGAUACAGAAAAUCAUUUCCGACUCGACAGCUAACAUGGAUCCAACGGCGCUGCGGGUGCUGGCGACGCACCCUACUGGUAAUCCGACGCUACAGUUAUUAGUCGAUCUGGAGCUGUCGUUGUUUGUGAAAUCUAAGAAAGCGGCCAAGAAAGAGGACGAGAAGGACAAAGAAAACCAAGACACUGCAGUGAGCCUACUUGAGAGGCUGGUCCCUGAUGCGCCGGCAUCGUUCGGCGACGAGAAGUCGCAGGCCUGCGAGUUUGUUAACAGCAUGCUCUACGACCCCAUCGGGUCGCGCCUUCUCGAGACUCUCAUUGCCCACUGCCCGGGCAAGAUUUUCAAGGGACUCAAUGCAAACAUCUUUGCUCCGCGCAUCCAGAUCCUGCUGCGCAAUGACAUUGCCUCGUACCCGGCUAUUAAAGUGCUCAACCGGUUGAGCAAGGAAGACCUUGCCAGUGCAGUCGAGAAAUCGCUCCCUGAGAUGUCAUCACUGAUCGAGAAAGGGCGGCUCAAUGUUAUCAGGACAUUCUUCGAGCGCUGCAAUGUCAGAGGCGCCUCGGCCGAGCUCGGCACCCUCCUACAGGCACUCACAACCGCAUGCGGCGGCAACUGGAACCACCUGGUCCCCAAACUCUGCAUCCUAGACGAACCCGCACCCGAGCCAGAAUCUAAGGAAAAGAAAUUCCAGCAGCCCGAGGCCAAGAAUAGGGCUGCCCUCGUGUCCCACGGCAGCCAAGUCGUUUCGACUCUCCUCGCCAUCCCAGGUCAGCCAUCCAAGGCUAUCCAAAAAUCUCUGCUCUCCGUCUCGUCAGAACAGCUCCUCCUUCUAGCAACCUCCUCCGCGGCCACCGCCGCAAUUCUUACCAAGGCCCUCUCCGUUCCGCCACAACUCCCGCACUUCCACAAACUCCUGGUUGCCGCCAUGCUACCGAACGUCGUCGAGAUCGCCACAUCGCAGCACGGGAAUGCCAUCGUCAACGCCAUCGUCUCAGCGCCCUCCAAGGGCGAGGGCGUGGCGGUGGUGCCGUUUCAUCAGAAGGAGAACAUCAUGGCGCAGCUAGAGCGACAAGAGAAGGAUCUACGGUCGACAUGGUUGGGUCGGAAUGUGUGGCGGACAUGGAAGGGUGAUUUGUGGAGUCACCGACGGCAUGACUGGGUGCGAUGGGCGAAGGAGACGGACCCAGAAGGUGAGAGGGUUGCGGCUAUGCCUAAGCCAAAGGCUGUGGAGGAUGAAAAGGACAAGAAAAAGGGAAAGGGAGUGGGGAAGGAGUUGAAGCAGAAGCAGGAGGUUAGGCCCAAUGUCACACGAAAGGACGAGGAAAAGGAGAAGAUGGGGAAGAAGGAAAUGAGGGAGUCAAACGGUGAAAGUGAUAGGGGGAAGAUGAAGGAAAAGCCAAAGAAGGAUAAGAAGAGAAAGGAAGAAGUGGCGGCUGCCGCUUAGCUACCUUUGACCCAAGUAUUUUAACGUGCGCAUGAUACCCAGAGAGCGCCCAGAGAACAAGAGCAAUGAAUUCACCAACUGACCAUCA
Molecule: messenger RNA, 2507 nt
Organism: Chaetomium strumarium
Lineage: Eukaryota; Fungi; Ascomycota; Sordariomycetes; Sordariales; Chaetomiaceae
Product: armadillo-type protein
Exons: 1
Coding region: 50-2419 (789 amino acids)
Biological process (GO): endonucleolytic cleavage in ITS1 to separate SSU-rRNA from 5.8S rRNA and LSU-rRNA from tricistronic rRNA transcript (SSU-rRNA, 5.8S rRNA, LSU-rRNA); ribosomal small subunit export from nucleus; endonucleolytic cleavage to generate mature 5'-end of SSU-rRNA from (SSU-rRNA, 5.8S rRNA, LSU-rRNA)
Cellular component (GO): preribosome, small subunit precursor; 90S preribosome; nucleolus
Molecular function (GO): RNA binding
Source: RefSeq, a predicted model, not a curated record